This is a messenger RNA of Sardina pilchardus (European sardine), 3484 nucleotides long. It is a transcript of the gene drc11, whose product is annotated as IQ motif containing with AAA domain 1. The record is from RefSeq and is a predicted model, not a curated record. The coding region runs from base 302 to 2869 and encodes 855 amino acids. Gene Ontology annotation, molecular function: ATP binding; protein binding; ATP hydrolysis activity. The transcript is spliced from 19 exons. Lineage: Eukaryota; Metazoa; Chordata; Actinopteri; Clupeiformes; Clupeidae.
GGUGGCAUCACCAAACCAUUUGUCGUUUUAAUCGGGUUUCCAUGGCAGGUUGUGUGGUUCGUGGCUAAAUUUAUCAAUCUGAGGGACAGGAACGGCGCUGCGUGCGUAACACAACUCGAUUACGAUAUUACAAAUAGCCUACCCUAUAUUCUUUUAUAAUUAUAUGUGUGUGUGAUUUUAAACCAUAUCGUAUGUGCAUGUCAACAAAGGAAGAUGCUACACUUGCCGUAGGCUGUUUGUCCAGUUUGUGUUGCGCACCACAGCUUUCGGCAGAGAAUACCGUCAAGAAUCAUUUGCAAGAAUGUCGCACAGCUCCUACAACAGGAUGUGGGCUGCCAGCCACAAAGUGUUAGAGGGCCUUCUUGAAGAUGAGUUCCCUAUCGUCCAGCCUCGGCCCCAGAGAGAUCGUCUGCAGAUCUUUCAAACGCUGGCUGGCUUCUACCUGAAGUACCUGCAGAUCAUGCGUAACCUGGAGGAGGUGUACGACCAGAUGGUGCAUCCGCAGAAGAGACGGGUGGUGCGCACGGUCUUGGAGGGCAUCAUGGGAAGGCUGUUGGAGCUGAAGAACGAGAUGGUGGAGCUGGAGUUCUCCGAGUUCCAUUAUUUUGACGACAUGCUGCAAGACCUCAAGAUGACCCCGGCUGAUCUGGAGGUGCCGAUUCCUGGCCACUUUGUGAGGGAGAGAACGCGCGUCCUGAAGGAAAGGGAGAGGAUGCUGGCCCACAUUCUUGCCAAAGGAGGCCACUUGGAACAACACGAGUCGGUGUGCAGCGUGGCGGUGCAGAGGAUGUCCGUGGAGGAGGCGGCGCAGCUGAUCCAGGUGAGCGAGCGUGCGCGGCAGGGCCGACUCAGGGCGCGCUUCAUGAGGGACAUCCGGCACGACGACGCCACCAGCCAGCUGCUCCGCAGCCACAGCACCUGCACCCUGGACCCGCACGCUGCGGCCCUGCGCAUUCAGAAGGUGUGGCUUGGUUACAGUCAGAGGAAGAGGACCAAGAGACAGCGGCAGGAGGAGCUGAUCUUUCUGGGGAUGGUAGCACCCCCGCGGGCGACCCCGAGCCUGGCGGAGCAGAGCGCGCGGCAGGUGGAGGUGUCCAGGCGGGCGGUGCAGGAGCAGCACGAGGCCGAGUACCAGCGGGCGCUCGUCAGCAUCAAGGAGUCCGUGCGCGCCGUCGAAGGGCUGGACAUACGAGAGACGCUACAGGAACAAAUACGCCAGUGGUUCAUAGAGUGCAGAGAUGCGACUGGCAAGUUCCCAGACUUCCCCAGCGUAGAGGACGGCGGAUCAGCCGGGAUAUUCGCACAAAAGACGCCUGAGCAGGUCGCUGCCGAGUUGGCAGCCAGAGAGGAAGAGAGGGAGAAGAAGAAAAACGCGAAGGGAAAGAAGGACAAGUCUGGAAACGAGAAGAAGGAAAAGAAGCGAGAGAAGAGGGGGAAAGCGAAGGAGAAGAAGAGAGAGAGUGUGGGGGAGGCCGAGGAGGCAGAGAAGGGCUGGAAAAUGGCGCCGAGUAAUUUCCUUCCCACCGUGCUGCAGGGAACCAAGAUGUUCCGAGAGGUUUGGCAGGAGCGUGAUGAGAGGCACAACUUCCUGCAGCGUUUCGACGCUCAGCUGGUCCGCGAGGAGAAGAGGCUGGAGGUGGAGGAGGAGGUCAGAGUUCAGGUGGAUGAGCUGAUGAGGCAGGAACUGAAGAAUCUGAAGCUUGCCGUGGACAAGGACAAGGGCAAGAAGAAGAAAACAAAGAAGGGCAAUAAGAAGAAGAAGAAGAAAGGGAAGAAGGCCAGCAAGAAGAAGAAGAAGAAGGAGAGAGACCUGACAGCAGACCGAACCAUCGAGUCGCUGUAUGAAGAGCUGGUUCUCGAAGGUCUCCUGAUUCGGCCAAUGAAUGUGAAGCUCUCAGAGUACAUUGGUGAGUUCAGCUACCUGGGCACGACGCUGCGCCAGGCGGAUAUUGAGCCCAUGCCGUCUCUCUCAGACGUGCGCCAGCUCAUCGCUCUCUACGGGAUCCUGCCCCUGGGUUCCCAGUCUGUCCAUGAGAGGGCGCCACUCAUCAGGACCCUGCUGCUGGCGGGCCCGGCGGGGGUGGGGAAGAAGAUGCUGGUCCACGCGCUGUGCACGGAGACUGGGGCCAACCUCUUCAACCUGUCGCCCGGCAACCUGGCCGGCAAGUACCCCGGACGCCUCGGCCUGCAGUACCUCCUGCACAUGGUGUUCAAGGUGGCCCGGCAGCUGCAGCCAUCUGUGGUGUGGAUCGGAGACGCAGAGAAAACGUUUUACAAGAAAAUCCCCAAACUGGAGAAAGAGAUGGAGCCUAAGAGACUGAAGAAGGAUCUUCCCAAAGUGCUCAAGUUGCUCCGACCGGAGGACCGCGUUCUGGUGGUGGGAACGUCCAGACGGCCGUUUGAGGCUGACAUCAAGUCCCUUUGUAAAGUCUACAAGAAGGUCAUCCUGAUCCCAAGGCCUGACUACGCAUCUAGAUUAGUGCUGUGGAGAGACCUGUUGAGGACCCGUGGUGCUCAUCUCACGCCUGCACUGGACCUCAGCUCUCUGGCCAAAGUGACGGACGGCUACACACAGGGGCACAUUCUCCGCGCCGUGCGCUCGGUGCUGACCACCCGCCGCCUGGGUCACAUGGCCAGCAGGCCCCUCAGGGCGGCCGAGUUCAUCCCUGUGCUGGCACGCCAAGACCCCGUGUACCGAGAAGAGGAAGAGGUCUUUAAGGCGUGGUACAGUCGCACGCCGCUGGGGAAGAAGAGGCUGAGAGCGGCCAAGAGCCUCGAGGAGGACGGCGAGGCGGGAAAAGGAGCGAAGGGGAAAGGCAAGAAGAAGAAGAAAGACGUGAAGGGAAAGAAGAAGAAGAACACGAAAUAGAAACCAUGGGGUGCCUCUCAUUUGGUCUUUUAUACAUCCUCCCUUCCCUCCUCGGUCCUCGUCCUCACUGAUCUACAUAAAGAAUGAUGGGGCGGCAACAAUGGGAUAGUCUAUCCAGUGUUAGUUAUAGAUCAGUGGGAAAGAGCCAGGAGGACCGAGCCUGGAGGAUGGAGGAGAGAUGUUGAGGGGCACCCCUUUAGUCUCGUUUCACGAACUGUCACAUUGUGAUCGUUUUGAACAGUUUUACCUCAGCUCUGGAUACACUUGAUUUAUGUCCUUGAUUCUGAGAAUGCCCAGUGUGGUGUGGAAGGAUGGAAACACAUUUCGUAAGAAUACAUUCAAGCAUUGUUUGCCAUACAGAUAUUCCAUUGAGUCUACUCCAUCGGUGAGAUCUCCAUUUUGAUAUCAUGGAGAAGUAGCUUUAUUCGGCCACUAGAGGGCAGUAAAACACUGAAGAAAACACUACUGCUCUGUUCCUGAUGUGAGACCUGUAUAUUUGGCAUCCAAAUAGAACAUGUUACAGUAAGAUUAGUGACAUUCUUUAUAUCAUUUUCAUGUUGUUGAAGUUGGAGCCCUUGUAGAAAUACUUUGCUGAUCUGAUUUUAUUCUAUAAAA